CAACAUGUCUGCGCCCAUGCUGUCAGGUUUGUACAGCAGGCUCAAGGAUAGAAGUUUGUCAUGCACCGAUCGGUUAAAACUCGCAAGAUUUGGUUGGAAGACACCUGCUGUUUUCGUACCCAACAAAGAGCAGGUCAUUUUAGACUGGCUUACCGGUCUACUUGUCAAUAAGAAAAAGUUUGGCCUGAAUGAUUCUGAUGUUGAGCAGGUGUGGGCAACUCUGCACGACAUCCUGCAGACGAAAAAAUAUGCUAGAAAGACUAACAUCUCGAUCAAGAACUCGUUUACAUCGGUGCUUGCUGAGUACAUCACUCACUACGGCACGCGUGACGUGAGCGUGGGAAGCCUCGCCAGCGUGCUGAGAUGCUGCCACGUCAUCCUCACCUCGACCACCAUGUCCACACUGUUCACAACUAAGUUUGAUGCACUGGUGGCGCUAGUAGCCGCCCUACUGAAUACGGCUGCCCACCAGCUGAGAGUUGGCACGACGACAAGUGAACAACUGCGCAGCAUUCUCACAUUCGUUCUCCCAAAGUUUACGACGUUGGCGACAAAGCAAAUCAAUCAACGACAGGUGCUGACGUGGCUCACCGACAAGCUGCUGACGCCAUCUCUCUACGUCAUCCGUCGGAUGGGUCGUCAUGGCGACGGCGGUCGCGAGUCGUCUGCAGUCCGCACGCUGCUGCAGCAGCUCGUGGAUUCGCUGCUGCUUCACGACGACCACGCCCACAGCUACCUCGUCUUCCUGAGUGCGCGCUACGUUGCCGAGGCGACGAAGCUGCAGCCUCCGAAGCACGUCGACCACGCGAUGCAGUGUCUGGUGUCCGGCGUGCGAUGCGGCGCGGGCGACGAUCGCGACGCCAUCAUCGACUACCUCCCUCUCUUCCUCGAAGCAUUCAUGAAGAGCUACGGGGAUGCGGAAGCCAGCGCCGGCUUCAGGAUGCUGAGGUACCUGUGGGAGGCUGUGGAGCUCACGGGGGAUGCGGAGUGUCGGCUCGCGGCGUCGGCUGAGCUGCUCGGCGUCGCACACGCGUGCGCCGUGUUCGGACAGGCGAUCGAUGACGCUGGGCGGGAGGACGAGCGAUGCUGGAUGGAGGAGCGGGUCACCUCACUGCUCGCGUGCGACGGCGACGCCCACGGGAGCGCCGCGUGGGGGCGCUGCAUGCUGCAGCUGCUGCGCGUCGACCACACCGUCGUCGAGGCGCGCGUCGUCACGGUGAUGGACGCCUGUCUGACACCACACAGCGAGUGUGGCGACGCGGUCCUGACUGCACUGCUGGACACGUACGCUCGCAUGCGACGACUCGACAAGUUCACACUGAAGCUGCUGGCGGCCGUCCGCGGCAACGCCCGCCAGGGGGCGUGGCGCUUCCCGCGCACAUUCAUGGGAAGGCUCAGGUACGACGGCUACGACGACGACCGCUCGGCCGACUUCUGGUGCGACAUGACAACGUCGGAGGUACACCGCAUCGGCUGGUGCGGGCAGAACUGCAAGGUGCUGCAACCUCCUGACGCCAUACGCACCAAGUACAGCGACUGGAGCCAGUACCUCGUGCACAGCCUGUCCGGCGCCAGCACCGUACCCGCCUACCUACUCAACGGGAGCGGCGGCACGACUCCCAUCGAUCAGAUCAAGCAGGGCAUGCCGCUGGAGAUAAUGCACGCGCUGAACCCCAGCAAGGUGUGGCUGGCACGCGUCAUUGAACACAUAGGAGCAUGA
Messenger RNA from Priapulus caudatus, 1720 nucleotides. RefSeq names its product unhealthy ribosome biogenesis protein 2 homolog. The transcript is spliced from 14 exons. Lineage: Eukaryota; Metazoa; Priapulida; Priapulimorpha; Priapulimorphida; Priapulidae. Gene Ontology annotation, biological process: regulation of DNA-templated transcription; ribosome biogenesis. Gene Ontology annotation, cellular component: nucleolus; nucleus. The coding region runs from base 5 to 1720 and encodes 571 amino acids. The record is from RefSeq and is a predicted model, not a curated record.